AUGACUGCAGGGAAUACUUUUGGUUUAAGAAAUAUUUUCAAUCAUCAAUUAAUAUCUAUGACCUUCAUAUCCAACUUCAGUGAUUCCAGGUUUGUUCUCACUGGUUUUCCUGGCAUAGAAGUUGACUACCUCUGGAUCUUCAUCCCUUUCUCCUCCAUCUAUGCCAUGGUGUUCCUGGGAAACUGCAUGGUGCUUCAUGUUAUCCAGACUGAGCUGAGCUUGCAUGAACCCAUGUUCUACUUCUUGGCCAUGCUUGCCUUCACAGACCUGUGCAUGGGGCUGUCCACAGUGCAUACUGUGCUGGGGACCCUAUUGGGCCUCAUUAAAGAGAUCACCUUGGAUUCCUGCAUUGCACAGUCCUAUUUCAUCCAUGGUCUGUCCUUCAUGGAGUCCUCUGUCCUUCUUGCUAUGGCCCUUGACCGCUACAUUGCUAUUUGCAACCCAUUACACUACUCCUCUAUCCUAAAUAAUGACAAAAUCAUGAAAAUCGGAAUGGCCAUUUUAGGUAGGAGUUCUUUACUCAUACCUCCAGUCAUUAUCCGCCUGAAAUUCUUAAAUUAUUGUCGUCCCCACAUUCUUUCUCACUCUUUCUGCCUACACCAAGAUUUAAUUAGAAUGGCCUGUUCAGAUGUCCAUUUCAGCAGCAUCUACGGUCUGUUCCUGGUAAUCAGCAACCUAUUGUUGGACGCGGCUCUCAUACUUAUUUCCUACAUCAUGAUUUUGCAUACGGUCUUAGGCAUUGCAUCUCCGGAGGAGAGGAUCAAGUCCUUGCAGACUUGUGUAUCUCAUAUCUGUGCUGUUUUGGUUUUCUACGUCCCAAUUAUUGGUCUGACCAUGGUGCAUCGCUUUGGGAAACACCUCUCACCACUGGUUCAUGUUCUUAUGGGAAACAUCUAUAUCCUUUUCCCACCCUUGAUGAACCCUAUUAUUUAUAGUAUCAAGACUCAGCAGAUACGAAGGAGAAUCCAGAAAAUUUUCUACCUGAAAGGUACUUAA
This is a messenger RNA of Loxodonta africana (African savanna elephant), 996 nucleotides long. RefSeq names its product olfactory receptor 51V1-like. The record is from RefSeq and is a predicted model, not a curated record. The transcript has 2 exons. Gene Ontology annotation, cellular component: plasma membrane. Gene Ontology annotation, biological process: G protein-coupled receptor signaling pathway. Gene Ontology annotation, molecular function: olfactory receptor activity; G protein-coupled receptor activity. NCBI's taxonomy places the organism in Eukaryota, Metazoa, Chordata, Mammalia, Proboscidea, Elephantidae. The coding region runs from base 1 to 996 and encodes 331 amino acids.